AUGAAGCAAAUCCCCUACUUCUUCCUGAUUCUGCCGACUGCUGCUGGUAAGACUACCCUAUUCCUCCUAGGGGCUAGUCUCUUCCCUGAUCGGGUGACUAUAUUAGUUAUCCCGCUGAUAUCUCUGAAACUUGAUCUCCACGAUAAGGCUAAGGCCUUAGGGCUACAGCCUACUGUGUGGGAACCCUAUAUGGGCUAUCGAGAGCUUCCUCCCCAGGGUAGGAUGAUCCUGGUUCAAAUCGAGCAUGUGGUUCAUCCGAAGUUCUAUGAGAUGGCUGAGCACCUGAUUAGCCUGAAGCGAUUAUCCCGUGUGAUAUGGGAUGAAUGUCACCUGAUUCCGCUUAGCCAGAGCUAUCGGCUAAUCAUGAGGCGUGCCUGGCAUGCCCUAGCCCUGAGCGCCCCAAUGGUCUUUGCCUCUGCCACCUUACUAUCUCAUCUCCAAAAGGAGCUUAUAGAUAUGCUUCAGCUGCCUGAGCGCCUUUGUAAGACCUAUAGGGCUGGCACUACCUUAAAGCAUAUAGCCUACCGGGUUCAAUCGCUGCCUAAAAGGCUUUGUCAGCCUGACUAUCCUGGCUAUCUAAUGCAGUUCAUCAAGCAAUUCGAGAGCUCCUAUAAGCCCUUCGGGCAGCGGGAUAGGGCUCGGGUAAUUAUCUUCUGCCGCAGUAAGGCCCUGGUUGAUAGCCUAUUCAAGGCCUAG
Penicillium subrubescens is the source of this 696-nucleotide messenger RNA. RefSeq names its product telomere-associated RecQ helicase. Gene Ontology annotation, cellular component: cytoplasm; chromosome. NCBI's taxonomy places the organism in Eukaryota, Fungi, Ascomycota, Eurotiomycetes, Eurotiales, Aspergillaceae. Gene Ontology annotation, biological process: double-strand break repair via homologous recombination. The transcript has a single exon. The record is from RefSeq and is a predicted model, not a curated record. Gene Ontology annotation, molecular function: nucleic acid binding; four-way junction helicase activity; ATP binding. Bases 1 to 696 code for a protein of 231 amino acids.